AUGCCAAAGCGAAGAAAAGAUUCGGAGCUAAUUGUGAGGUAAUACUAGCAGUUAAAGAGAACUUUUAUCUCAAAUUAAAAUGAUUAGUCCUAUAUAGACAAUCAAUCCUAAAAAUAUGAUUAUAAGAUUCCAGAUAGUUAGUCUAGAAGGCUGUCUACUAAUGUAACAUCAAAAGAAAUGUCAAACUUCAAAUCAGCUAAUACUCUUAGAAACAGUAUUUUAUCUUUUAGAUUUCCUUAAGGCUAAAGAUUUAAGUUACCAAAGAAGCCUGAUUCUUCUGCAAUUUUGAAUCAGACUGAUUGGGUUAGUCAGCCUAAAUACUUUCAACACAAAAAGGGAUCCUCUUUUGGCUUUGGCAAUAGAGAAUUGUUUUAAAGACUACUUAAGGAAUACACAGAAAGACCAGCUCCAACAUAAUAUGAUAUAUAAUCAGAAAUAGAUUAAAAAAUAAAAAACUUGUCCCCUGACAAAUCGAAGUGUACCUUUGGACUGUCAUACGAAGCAUACAAGCAUACAUCUGACUUCGAUGUCAAGAGAGGGGUAAAAAUGAAUCCUAAGUAAAACAUGCCUGGUCCAAAUGCUUAUUCACCUACAAAAUAAAAACAUAAAUCUCCUGUAUUUACACUACAUGAGAAAUCAAAGACAUGCUGGUUCGACCCAAGCAAAGAAAUACUUUGCAAACCACCUCCAAAUAAAUAUUAAAUCUAGGAAAAAUUAGUUAAGAAUGGUAGAUUCAAAUAAAUUUCUCUUGGCUACGGCUCUAAAUUCAUAGGACAUUAUGAAAUUACUCCAUAAAGAAUAACACCAGGACCCGGUGAUUAUAAUUGGUAGGAGGGAACAGAACUAAGUGCAAGGCCUAAAUCAAUGAUGAAGAUGCAAUCAUCAAAGAAUGGCAUAGAUCUAAACCCUAGACCGAGAGAAUGCAGUUUUGCUGUAGAGCAUUCCGGAGAACCAUUCAAAUUUUCUGGAGCUAUCGAUGACUCUCCUCAGAUCAAGACUCCUAUAAGCUAUCAAAGCAUGUUUGACAAGGACACUGAAUUAUCUUUUUAUAAAAGAUCCUCUGGAAUUGAUCAAUUUACCACUAGUCGAUACUUAGAAGCAUCGAGUGUUGGCAGUAGAGUGAAAAGAUAGUAGUCAGCGGGGAGCAGGUAGUGGAUCCCAGGCUCAGCCAUAAGACCCCAGUGA
Stylonychia lemnae is the source of this 1185-nucleotide messenger RNA. Lineage: Eukaryota; Ciliophora; Spirotrichea; Sporadotrichida; Oxytrichidae. The record is from the annotation of a GenBank genome assembly.